Saccoglossus kowalevskii is the source of this 588-nucleotide messenger RNA. RefSeq names its product cip1-interacting zinc finger protein-like. NCBI's taxonomy places the organism in Eukaryota, Metazoa, Hemichordata, Enteropneusta, Harrimaniidae. The record is from RefSeq and is a predicted model, not a curated record.
AUGGUGAAAUCUGGACAGCGCCACCUACAAUUCAAUGCACACCAAUCAGUCGCUCAUCCACAACUCAUUGCAGCACACCAACCAGUCAUCCAACCUCAACUCAUUGCAGCAAAUCAACCAGUCAUUCAACCACAACUCAUUGCAGCAAAUGAACCGGUCAUUCAACCACAACUCAUUGCAGCAAAUCAGCCAGUCAUUCAACCACAAUUCAUUGCAGCAAACCAACCAGUCAUUCAACCACAACUCAUUGCAGCAAAUCAACCAGUCAUUCAACCACACCUCAUUGCAGCAAAUCAACCAGUCAUUCAACCACAACUCAUUGCAGCAAAUGAACCGGUCAUUCAACCACAACUCAUUGCAGCAAAUCAGCCAGUCAUUCAACCACAAUUCAUUGCAGCAAAUCAACCAGUCAUUCAACCACAACUCAUUGCAGCAAAUCAACCAGUCAUUCAACCACAACUCAUUGCAGCAAAUCAACCAGUUGUUCAACCACAACUCAUUGCAGCAAACCAACCAGUCAUUCAACCACACCAACCAGUUGCUCAACAACAACACAUUUACGCACAGUACAACCAACCAGCUGUCUAA